AAACAGACUCUGAAAUUACCGCUUCGGUGCUCCGUCAAGUGCGACCACAGAAGGGCUGAAGCUGUCAGCUCCAAUGGCGGCCUCUAUGGCAGCAUCACGAUUAUCCCAUUUCCCCUGUCAUGCGAGACACCAAUCUUCGCCGCUCGAUACCCCACCGCUAACCACCUUCAAACUGCCCGAUUCUCAUCCGAAACGCUACCGAAGCCUUUCUGUUCGCGCUUUACGUCAGGGAGAGAACGAGCUCAACACGAACCCCCAAGCUCUUGAUUUGCCAAGUGCUGCUGACUUCCCAAGUGACGUCGUUUCCAAAGACAUGCUCGCCCUUCCGCGGCCAUUGUCUUCCGCUCAGUUCCCUGGUUCAGUUUCUGAUGGAUCUCGCCUUCGUGUGGGAUACCAGGGAGUUCGUGGCGCUUACAGCGAGUCAGCGGCACAGAAGGCCUACCCAAAUUGCGAAGCAGUGCCCUGUGAUGAAUUUGACACCGCUUUUGAAGCUGUUGAAAGGUGGCUUGUGGACAGAGCAGUUUUACCGAUUGAGAAUUCUCUAGGAGGGAGCAUUCACAGAAAUUAUGACCUCUUACUUCGGCACAGGUUGCAUAUAGUGGGAGAAGUAAAAUAUGCAGUUCGCCAUUGUCUAUUGGCCAAUCAUGGUGUUAAACUUGAGGAUUUAAAGCGGGUACUUAGUCAUCCACAGGCUCUUGCUCAGUGUGAGGACACGUUGACGAGUUUGGGAUUGGUCAGAGAAGCAGUAGAUGACACAGCUGGUGCUGCGAAGCAUGUUGCUUUCCACAAACUACGAGAUGCAGGAGCAGUUGCUAGUUGUGCUGCUGCCGAGAUUUAUGACUUGAAUAUACUUGCUCAAGACAUUCAGGAUGAUGGUGAUAAUAUCACUCGAUUUUUGAUGCUGGCCCGAGAACCUAUUAUCCCAGGCACAGAUAGGCUAUUCAAGACAAGCAUAGUUUUUUCUUUAGAGGAGGGUCCUGGGGUACUUUUCAAGGCACUUGCUGUUUUUGCUCUGCGACAAAUUAACCUUACAAAGAUAGAAAGUCGGCCAUUGAGGAACCAACCUUUACGAGCAUCAUCUGAUGAUAACAAUAGUGGGCCCAAGUAUUUUGAUUAUCUUUUCUAUGUGGAUUUUGAAGCAUCAAUGGCUGAUCAGAAUGCACAAAAUGCCCUAGGGCAUCUAAAGGAGUUUGCUACAUUCCUGCGAGUGCUUGGGAGUUAUCCAGUGGACACGAGUACGGCAUAAAUAGUCCUCUGAAGAGCUUUGCGGCCAUUGCUUCGCAAGGCGGGACCCAUUUGGUGUGGCAACCACAGACUACCGAGUUAAAUGAAAAUCUUCGUCGAGAUAUUAGUCAUAGAGGGCAACGCCAUUCAAAAUUCGCCUAACGAUCUCGAAUUCGUCACGUUAACAGACAAGAAGAAAUUUUUCAAACAAAAGCCUUGUAGAAGCCGAUAUUACUUUUGCCCAUUUUUCAACAAUUUUUCCAA
This is a messenger RNA of Neltuma alba, 1488 nucleotides long. Its product is annotated as arogenate dehydratase/prephenate dehydratase 2, chloroplastic. The transcript has 12 exons. Gene Ontology annotation, cellular component: cytoplasm; chloroplast. Gene Ontology annotation, biological process: L-phenylalanine biosynthetic process. The coding region runs from base 74 to 1246 and encodes 390 amino acids. Gene Ontology annotation, molecular function: arogenate dehydratase activity; prephenate dehydratase activity. Lineage: Eukaryota; Viridiplantae; Streptophyta; Magnoliopsida; Fabales; Fabaceae. The record is from RefSeq and is a predicted model, not a curated record.